Messenger RNA from Microthlaspi erraticum, 903 nucleotides. NCBI's taxonomy places the organism in Eukaryota, Viridiplantae, Streptophyta, Magnoliopsida, Brassicales, Brassicaceae. The record is from the annotation of a GenBank genome assembly.
AUGGCUGCUUCGGUCUCUAGAGGACUUAUUCGCUCUUUGACAGCUUUAGGACGCAGCGGUUUACCCAAUUUCUCUGCGAAUGCACCUGGAAAUGGCUUAUGUUCUCUUCCUAGUGACCUGAAGUAUGGAAUGACUUUACUUUCCAACCGAAAGCUCUCCACUUGUAUUUUGACUCCAGACUCGAGUGGUGAUACAUUUCCUUAUGAUCUACUUUCCAAAAAGACGGUGAUUACACUAGACCGAACCAUAGGACAAUACCAAGACUUGGUCAUUCCGGUGACGAAUUUUCAGAGCGAGGACAAGGGUUUCAUGGUUUUAGCAGGUGAUGUCUUUGAUGUUCCAAUAAGGAAAGACAUCAUUCACCAUGUCGUGAGAUGGCAGCUUGCGAAACGCCAGCAGGGAACUCAUUCGACCAAAACAAUAAGUGAGGUUUCGGGAACUGGUAGAAAGCCAUGGAAUCAGAAGGGUACAGGUCGAGCUAGACAUGGUACUUUGCGUGGCCCGCAGUUCCGAGGUGGUUGCGUAAUGCAUGGGCCCAAACCGAGAAGCCAUGCAAUAAAGAUGAAUAAGCAGGUUCGACGGCUUGGACUCAAGAUAGCACUGACGGCUCGAGCCGCAGAAGGAAAACUCCUCGUGUUUGAUGAUAUGGCAUUGCCAACACAUAAAACAAAGAACAUCGUCAGUUAUUACAAUCAAAUGGACAACACAAAGAAAGUACUCGUUGUACAAGGUGGUCCUAUCGAUGAGAAGCUGAAGCUAGCUACCCAAAACCUCCACUAUGUCAACACACUUCCAUCAAUAGGGCUUAACGUCUACAGCAUUUUGCUCCACGAUACGCUUGUGAUGUCCCGUGAUGCUGUGAAUAAGAUCGUUGAGCGACUGCACACUCCUAUUAACCGUUAA